Molecule: messenger RNA, 1474 nt
Organism: Marchantia polymorpha subsp. ruderalis
Lineage: Eukaryota; Viridiplantae; Streptophyta; Marchantiopsida; Marchantiales; Marchantiaceae
Source: the annotation of a GenBank genome assembly
CAGACGCGCAAAGCUUUUGUCGAUCGAUCGGAUGUUCACGUUUCUCUCUUUCGUGCGCUGCCUUUUGGAUUCCUGCGAAAGGUCCCGCUGUGGGUCUUGAAAUACAGCUCCCCGGGAGAGGUUGGAGAAGAGCCGUCGUCGUUUACUCGUCUGCAGCAGCCCGAGGAAAGGAUUUUCAAUCGAUUUCGGUCGGCAGCGAAUUCUCCCACCCACCCGCUUGCUUUUGGAUCGACCGAUCGAUCGGAAGAAGGAAAAGAAGAAAGAAAGAGAAAGACGCGAUCGUCGAAAAGCAUAAUGGCUCCCGAAAGAGUUGUUGGAGUCGCCCUGGACUACUCUGUCCCGAGCAAGUAUGCGCUGACCUGGGCUCUGAACAACGUCGUGAGGGAAGGCGACCAGGUGCUUCUGCUGAUCGUCCAGAAGUUCGAGCAGGAAGAUGGGAUGUCGAAUUUGUGGGAGGAGACAGGAGCUCCGACUAUCAGCUUGUCGGAUCUCGAGGAUCCCAGCGUCAGCAAGACACACUCGCGGCUGUCGCAGGACCAGGCUCUGUGCGAGCAGCUGAAGACAGCAUCCCGCCAGAAGCACUUGCAAAUCAAGGCCAAGGUCUACUACGGCGAUGCUCGCAUCAAGCUCACCCAUGCCGCCGUGGAGCAGAAGCUCGACUGCCUGGUCACGGGAAACCGCGGCCAGGGCAAUGUCAAGCGCAUGCUCCUGGGAAGCGUCAGCGAUUACGUCGUCCACCACGUCCAGUGCCCUGUGGUCGUCGUCAAGCAAAUGGAAGAAAAGAAGUGACCUCGCUCGCUUUCUGACUCCGACCACCAUCCUCCUGAGAAACCAUCAUCGUCGUCGUCGUCGUCGUGGUCCUCAUCACCAUCAUCAUCAGUGACUGUCAUCUGUCCAAUUUAUCGAGGAAAGUUGUAAUUAGAGCUGUAGAGAUUAUUUUUCUUCGUCGCCUAGCUCUCGUAUCAACGUCCCCUGAAACCGAAUCUGCAAAGACCAUGCGACAUUUUGCAGUUAAUCUCGGAGGAGAAGCUCCGACUCCGAAUUCGCCCAACUCGACAUCUGCAGCGAAGGAUGAUGCGCGCGUGACUGACGGACCCACCCCAAUUCCCACUGUCCCACAUUACAGUGGGUCGUCGACGACGUGAUCUCCUAGGAGGACAAUGUUUAUGCACACGGGUAGCGAAUUAUAGUCAGGUGCUGAUUUGUAGCUCUCUUCUCUUCUCUGCGAGUUGUUAGCGCUCAACGAGUACUACUUCGAGAAAGAUACCGUACGCUUGCUCUGUCUCGUGGUUUAAGCCUUGUACAUGUACUUCAACUUAAUCCAUUCGACGCCCAGAUUGCACUACAACUAAGAUCUUCGCUUUCGAAGCUCACGUUUUCUUCAUCUCUUGUUCGGUCUUCUGCUGUGAUUUGAUUUACAUAGGACCUGAGUCUCUUCCAGCAAGGAAGUCACUAAUUUAAAGCGGUUUUGUUC